UUUCAACUUGAAGUGUUAACAUGAAACUAUUUGUAUUGGCAAUAUUUUUGGUGGCGGUGACAUCAGCCGCCCCACAAUUUGGAGGUGGUAACGCAAAUGCAAAUGCAAAUGCAAAUGCACAGGCUCAAGGAUUUGGUGGCGGAGGCUUUGGCGGUAGACCUGGCGGUUUUGGCGGUCCUGGCUUUGGAGGUGGAAACCGAGGACCUGGCGGAUUUGGAGGCGGUCCUGGAUUUGGAGGUCCUGGAUUCGGAGGUGGCUUUGGAGGCCGUCCAGGCUUUGGAGGCGGUCCCGGCUUUGGAGGCGGUCCCGGCUUUGGAGGCCGUCCAGGCUUUGGAGGCGGUCCCGGCUUUGGAGGCGGUCCAGGUUUUGGAGGCGGUCCAGGCUUUGGCGGCGGAUUCGGUGGAAACCGAGGAGGAGGCUUUGGCGGCGGUCCAGGUUUCGGAGGUGGCGGCGGUGGUUCUUCAUCAGCCUCGGCUUCAUCAAGUGCAUCGGCAGCUGGCGGUGGUGGACGCGGCGGCGGUGGUUCCUCAGCCUCAGCAAGUUCCUCCUCAAGCGCUUCCGGCGGUGGACGUUUCGGUUAAGUCAAUAUAGUGAAAUAAUUUAUAAGUAAAUGACUGUGAAUAAAAUACAAGAAAAAUUUAAGAAUUUAA
Messenger RNA from Drosophila willistoni, 650 nucleotides. RefSeq names its product acanthoscurrin-1-like. Bases 21 to 581 code for a protein of 186 amino acids. NCBI's taxonomy places the organism in Eukaryota, Metazoa, Arthropoda, Insecta, Diptera, Drosophilidae. The transcript has a single exon. The record is from RefSeq and is a predicted model, not a curated record.